Molecule: messenger RNA, 587 nt
Organism: Vombatus ursinus (common wombat)
Lineage: Eukaryota; Metazoa; Chordata; Mammalia; Diprotodontia; Vombatidae
Exons: 5
Coding region: 207-500 (97 amino acids)
Biological process (GO): ribosome biogenesis
Cellular component (GO): nucleolus
Source: RefSeq, a predicted model, not a curated record
CGCGUGCGCCGCGUACGUACCCGGUUGGUGGAGCUGCUCGUGCGCUGCUGCGUUCCUCGGUGUGGCCCCCGGGAUACGACUUGCGGGAAUUGCCACUUUGUUCAACUGACUGAGGUAACCAUUGAAUUCCAUCAAACGCAGAAAGUGGAGCAUUAAGACUAUCUUGUUUUUGGAUGAUCAGCAAACGACCACCAACCAGAUAGGCAAUGGGGAAGAACAAAGGGAAAGGGCAGAAGAUCAAGAAUGUCUUUCAUAUUGCCAGCAAGAAUUUGAAAGCCAAAAAUAAAGCAAAACCAGUCACCACAAAUCUUAAGAAGAUAAACAUUGUGAAUGAAAAAGCUAGAACUGUAAAUGCAGCAUUCAUAGAUAUCCAAAAAGAGCUUGCACACUUCUCAAAAAGGCUGUCACUUGAACCAUUGCCAAAGCACCUGAUUUCUCAGUGCUCUGAAGGUGAAACAAUUAGUGUGGAUGAUGCUACAAGAUUAAUGGCUCAGUUGUAAUAUGUAUUGAAGCAUUUGGAUUCUAAAAAAUGGACAACAAAACUGGCGUUUGUACAAUUUUAUUUUUAAAAAAUUCUUGUUAAUGUA